Punctularia strigosozonata HHB-11173 SS5 is the source of this 1155-nucleotide messenger RNA. RefSeq lists its product as uncharacterized. The transcript has 6 exons. The coding region runs from base 17 to 589 and encodes 190 amino acids. The record is from RefSeq and is a predicted model, not a curated record. NCBI's taxonomy places the organism in Eukaryota, Fungi, Basidiomycota, Agaricomycetes, Corticiales, Punctulariaceae.
CGAAAUCACGCACUACAUGACUAAAGCUCUACUUUUACGUGGACGGGACACCAACAACACAUCAGAUAUCACCAUGGUCAUCCAAGAGCUGACACCGAUGAUAGAGAUUCUCUCAAGUAUGCACCACGGUCCAGAAACGUUUCGUAUACUUGCUUUAGGUCAUCAGAUCAGAUUUCGCCAGACUCGAGAUCCGGAUGAGGCCAUUCGCGCCCUGGAGGUCAUGCAUGCCAUGCUGGCCCUAGCACCACCUGGACGCCGUUACCGGCACCAGUGUCUCAUCAGUUCCGCAGAAUUAUACCUCGAACACGGUACUUCGUAUCGGGACCUUGCUCUCGCCUUGACGCGCCUUCAGGAUGCCCUGUCAGAUAAUCAUAGAGACGUUCGUUCGCGUAUCCAGGGCACAUACAGGAGCAGCUCCUCGACGUAUACAACUCUAUCGUCAGCCUGCUGCCUCGUGUGGCCUUCUUUGGACUUCAUCUGCGAACCCGGCUCACGUCCCUACGUGUCGGUCAAGCCGUGGCUCUUACGGGUGCAUCCCACGCACUCAACCUGUCCUUUCCGGAGAAAUCCGUCUCCGCUCGCCAUUUGACUCUGUUCCGAGCGAACUCCGCGAUCGACUGCUGUUUCUCGCCAGAAAACUAGAACAGACGUCACCUUCUGGACAGGAUUCUCGAGAAAUGGAAUCAGAGGCUGCACGAAGGAGACAGCAGAGCGAGGACUUCAACGCUUUGCUGGAGGAGGUCCGAAUGCUGCCUGGCUUUGACCGUUUUCUUCUGCCAGAUCAAUGCUCCACGCUCAUGAAAGCCGCGGAAAAUGGUCCGGUGGUGGUGCUUCUAUCGAGCAGAUUGGCGAGGAGUGGCUGGUGGCAUCGUGCACGUCAUGGCGGUCAGCGGCGACAGAGGCUAGAUCGAAAUUGAAGGAGCGUGAAAUUUUGCGUCGCUUGUGGGUUCAUGUUGUGCUCCCAAUAUACGGCAAUCACAAGGCGAGCACAGGCCAUAACCGCCCUCGUCUAUGGUGGUGUCCCACUGGACAGUUUGCGCAUCUCCCGAUCCAUGCCGCAGGCGCCGGCGGGGUAUGGUGCUCCGACUACGUCGUAUCUUCGUAUACUCCGACGCUUAGCUCUCUCAUCGGAGCCCGAGCAUCAUCUGCCCCAUU